This is a messenger RNA of Chionomys nivalis (European snow vole), 3110 nucleotides long. It is a transcript of the gene C4bpa, whose product is annotated as complement component 4 binding protein alpha. The transcript has 12 exons. Gene Ontology annotation, biological process: negative regulation of complement activation, classical pathway. Bases 184 to 1992 code for a protein of 602 amino acids. NCBI's taxonomy places the organism in Eukaryota, Metazoa, Chordata, Mammalia, Rodentia, Cricetidae. The record is from RefSeq and is a predicted model, not a curated record.
GGGCCAGAGGAGAGUUUCUCCCUGUCCAUCUUUAUUUAACUGCCUCUGACGGGCCAGCUGUGUGGGUGGAAUCCAAGGACCACCUACGUGGGGAGAAUCCAGGCACUUUUAGGUGGAGUAAUUACUGGCCACCUUUAGGAUAUUAUGAUCUACUGUCAUCUUGGGAGAAACUAGUACGAACAAAUGUGGGCAAAGCAGCCGCAAGCUACGUGCCCCACAAGAGCUCCACAGGGGAGGCUCCAGAGAAACAGAGAUGCUGUGGCUUGGCCCUUCUCUAGGCUCUGGAGAGCCUCUGACCCGACUCUGUUCCAAAUGACCAUCAUUGCUGCUCUCUGGGUGACUGUUUUUGGUAAAUGUGGUCCACCACCAGAUAUACCCGGUGCCUUGCUAGUAACUGAGACAAACAAGACAGAGUUCGAAAGCUUUGAAUUCCUGAAAUACAGUUGCCGCCCUGGCUAUAUUAGAGCGACUUCAGGCCAGGCUAUUUACUGUGAAGCUAAGGGGACAUGGACUGUUACUAUCUCCUGUGUCAAAAAAUCAUGCAGGAAUCCAGGAGACUUACCAAAUGGACAAGUGGAUAUUAAGUCAGAUUUCUCUCUUGGAUCACGGAUAGAAUUCAGCUGCUUAGAAGGGUAUAUCUUAAUUGGCUCAUCCACUAGUUAUUGUGAGAUCCAAAGUAAAGGAGUUGCCUGGAGUGAUCCUCUCCCAGAAUGUGUAAGUGUCAAGUGCAGGGCCCCUCCAGACAUCAGCCAUGGGAGGCACAGUGGUGGAGAUGAAGACUUCUACACGUACGGCUCCUCCAUCACCUACAGGUGUUACCCCAACUUCUCACUCAUUGGCAGUGCCUCCAUCACCUGCACUGUGGUGAACAAAACAGUGGGUGUUUGGAGCCCAAGCCCUCCCACCUGUGAAAGGAUCAACUGUCCUCAGCCAUAUGUUUUAUAUGGAGUAAUUGAUUCUGGAUUUAAAGCUACCUAUAAAUACAAAGACUCUGUUCGAUUUGCCUGCCUGAAAGGGACCAUCCUCAGUGGCAAAAAUACAAUCUCUUGUGAAGCUGAUGGCAACUGGCAUCCUUCUCCCCCCGUUUGUGAGCCUAAUGGUUGCACUAAUAUACCAGACAUUCCACAUGCUAGCUGGCUACAAAAUUUCCUGCCCAAAAAGGAAGAUAUAUAUCCGGUUGGGGCAACAUUACAAUACCGCUGUCAUCCUGGCUAUGCACCUGCUACAAGAGAGAGGACGACUCUAGUUUGUCAGAAGGAUUUCACCUGGAGCCCAUUCAAAGGAUGCAAGGAGGUAUGUUGUCCAGUACCAGAUUCAAAGAAUGUUAAAAUCAUUCAGCAUAUGAAGUUGUCUCCUGAGAAUGGCUGUACUUAUUUCUAUAAUGACAAGGUGUCAUACAAAUGCCAAGAUGAUAACAUCUCUUCAGCUACUUGCAAAUCAGAUGGCACAUGGAAUCCCCGAACGCCGUCAUGUGAUCAGAAUUGCAAUGUUCCUCCAAACAUCGCCCAUGGACAUUAUACAAAAUCUACUGAAUACUUGCCACCAUUCCGUCCUAAGGCUACAUAUGAAUGUGAUAAAGGAUACAGACUGGUUGGAGAGGCAGACAUCUACUGUCGGUAUUCACAAUGGACACCAGCAGCUCCACAGUGUAAAGCUGUAUGCCAGAAACCAGAGAUAAAAAAUGGAAUGCUGUCUGCCAAUAAAGACCAGUAUGUUGAAUCUGAAAGUGCCACCAUCCAGUGUUACUCUGGCUUUGCCUUGCUUGGGUCCCAAAAUAUCACUUGUUUAGAGAAUGGAACCUGGUACCCAGAGAUGCCCAAAUGUGAGCAGGAGAAAGACUGCGAGCAUGUGUUCGCAGGCAAGAAGCUGAUGCGAUGUUUGUCAAAUCCAAAUGAUGUGAAAAUGGCCCUGGAGGUUUACAAGCUGUCUCGGGAGAUUGAACUGUUAGAGCUACAGAUAACCAAGGCAAAACAAGCCGUCCUGGAGGGAUGAUGUCGGCUUCCUCAGGAUAGAGGAAGAAGUACCUCACUGUCUUUCUGACUUCACUGUCGCAACAGACUGCUUGCAAGUGGCACCUUUUGUCACUUUGGCACCAAUGCUCGUGAUAAUAAAUAUCUGUUAGACUAAUUCAUUCAAACAUGAUGUUUUAAGUUUAUGAAAUAAUUAAUGAUCUCGUGACCCAUAAAUCUGCUAUUCUAAAUAUAACAGGCACAUUCUUUUUCAAUUAAAAAAUCAAUGUUGCUCUUGUAUUCAUUUGCUAUUAUGUAAAAUCAAUACUUUUAUUUAAAAUAUGUGCUAUAAAUUUCAUUUCAGUGUGCUCACACUGUUGGGUCCCUGGAUUGCCUCUCUCUCAGCCUCACAUGUGCACAUCAUCCAGGUCCUUGGAGUUCAGGGUAACUGUCAGCACGCCCCAUUCCCCACCCCCAACCAGCCCAGUCCAGGCUACCCACUGAAGGCCUCCUCCGAACCAAACCGGAAGAGUGCCUCUUUCAUUCGGGCCUCGCGUCAGUCUUUAACCUCGCUGAAGGGGACUCACCUAGUCUCUCUCACCUUACUCCACCCCGGAGAAGAAAGUUCAAGGAACUGACGACUGUGAAGACCACAUCAGCCACCUUCAUCUUCUCCAGUCUUCCAUCUGCUUUGAUCACCAUUUUCCUUGCUAUUGAACGAACAUGGCUGGAGCCACUUCCCAAACACCGGAGGAGAAGCCCUGUGUCACCAUCGUUUGUAUCGGAGCUCUCUGGGGCAUCACAGAUUUCCGGGCACCAGCGCUUGCUCCCCCUAAGUCUUCCUCAUUCUUGUCCCAGCAUCACCUGUUGUCUCUUCCCAAUGGAACUCUGCCUCUUUUCGUUGACUUUCUCCAAACAUCCUGCAAGGAGGCCAUGAUAUAUAGCACAUUUUCACUGGGCCUUAGAUGAGUCAGAUGUGCCUGAGCUGCUGGAAAACUCCUGUCUGCCGUCAUAAAAGCCAUUGCCCGAUACUAAGAGGCGACUUGGAAUGUCUUUCUUGGAUGACCAUUUCUGGUUUUCCUCAGAUACAAGCAUACGUGACAGCUGACUUACUUAGGUGGUUCUGGUAAGCGCUGGGAGGGGAUGGUUAUGCAGGAAAAG